AUGCAACCUACACACCGCGCGAGUGGUCUAUGGUUCCAUAGUGCAGUCGAAGACAAUAUGCUAGCUACACCUCAUACGGAGGAAACAGAUUUUAACGCGUGGACGCGUACAGACCCCGAAGGAACAGAGGAACAGAAAGACAGCACAGAGGCCAUCGAGCCGUUAACUGGCCAGUGGGGACUGUGGAACCAUGCAUGGGUGAUUCAGUGGCUGUCCUUGGUCACAUAUCCAGCGCUCACGGUGCGGGGGGUGGUGUCGGAAACCCCCUCGCACGCCCAGGGACGGAAGAAAUGGAGAGUUAAGAAAUGGCGUCUACUCCCAAACCACACCCGCGCGGAAGACGACGUGAGAUACCCGUUAUUUCUAAAAGACAAGUGCCAAGGGGCGGAGUGCGUAGUGACCCUACGGUUGCCUAAACACACUAACGGACCAGACCAAAAAAGAAAAGUGGCGAUUAGAGUUUAG
This is a messenger RNA of Morchella importuna, 465 nucleotides long. RefSeq lists its product as uncharacterized. NCBI's taxonomy places the organism in Eukaryota, Fungi, Ascomycota, Pezizomycetes, Pezizales, Morchellaceae. The transcript has 7 exons. The record is from RefSeq and is a predicted model, not a curated record. Bases 1 to 465 code for a protein of 154 amino acids.